AGAAAUAAGACGAAUGAAUAUUAUCGUCUUAAGAAGAUUGUAACGCUCGUGCGCUAGAUCGUUUGCGAUCUAUCAAAAAAAAAAAAAAAAAAGAAAAAGGAAGUGGCUCAUUAAUAGUUGGUGUAGUAAUAAUAGUAGUAGUAUUAAUAAUAAAAAUAGUAAUAUCGUGAUUAAAAUAUGCACAACGAUAAGACUCGAAUGUAAAAGUGUACAAGCUGUUGAAUUCACAUGACUUGACGUCUAUUUUUUGUGUGCAUUAUCGUUAAUGUGUAUGCGUGCUCUUUAUAUGUGUAUUGUUAUGUCAAAGUAUAUUACGAUUUGUCAAUAUACUCUUUUCAAUUUACUUAUCAAGAUAAAUAUAAAUCGGUAAUAGAUGAAUACGAAAGAGAAACUUAAAUAUCCAAAGUCCGUAUUUUUCAUCGUCAGCAAUGAAUUCUGCGAGAGAUUUUCUUUUUACGGAAUGCGUACGGUCCUGACGUUAUAUCUUGGAAAUACUUUGAAUUACGAUGAUAGGACUUCGACCGUUAUCUACCAUGUCUUCACCAUGUUCGUUUAUUUUUUUCCUAUAUUCGGAGCCAUACUAGCUGAUUCCUUAUUAGGGAAAUUCCGUACAAUAUUCUAUGUUAGUAUAAUCUAUGCUGUGGGACAAUUUUUAUUAUCCUUGAGCGCCGUACCGUCGAUAGGAAUACCAGCAAGGGAAAUUGCAUUACUGGGUUUGUUUCUAAUAGCCCUUGGUUCAGGUGGUAUAAAACCUUGUGUAGCAGCAUUUGGUGGAGAUCAAUUUAUAUUACCGCAACAGCAACAACAACUUUCCAAUUUCUUUUCCGUAUUUUAUUUCUCAAUAAAUUCGGGCUCAUUGAUAUCUAGUUUUCUUACACCGAUAUUACGAAGCAACGUGACAUGCUUCGGCGAUAAAACAUGUUACUCUUUAUCUUUUCUAGUACCAGCAGUAUUGAUGUCUAUAUCGAUCGUGAUAUUCGCAAUUGGUAAACCAUUAUACAAAAUAGUUGAUCUCCAAAGCAAUGUCGUUGUCGACGUUUCCAAAUGCAUCUGCUACGCUAUUAAAAAGAAGAUACAAUCGAAGAAGAAAAUGGACCAUUGGCUCGAUCAUGCAGCAGACAAAUAUGGUCAACAAUUAGUCGAUGAUAUCAAAGAUUCCUUAAAAGUAUUAAAGAUGUUUCUACCUUUGCCAAUAUUUUGGGCACUUUUCGAUCAACAAGGAUCGAGAUGGACGAUCCAAGCAUCGAGAAUGGAUGGUGAAAUCGGUAAUUUCGUUAUACAACCAGAUCAGAUGCAAGUAUUUAAUCCAUUAUUGAUUGUGAUUUUCAUUCCCAUCUUCGAGAUUUGCAUUUACCCAGUAUUUUCCAAAAUUCGUUUACUUAAUACGCCAUUAAAGAAACUUACAAUCGGUGGUUUAUUGGCUUCACUAUCCUUCGUUAUAUCUGCUGUUGUUGAAUUACAACUUGAGAAAACGUAUCCAAUAUUACCUACAGAAGGUGUGGCCCAAGUAAGAAUUUUCAAUACCAUGAAUUGUAAAAUACCGAUAACAAUCAACGAUCAAAAUUACGAUAUUGAUGGUCUAGAUUAUUGGAAAGAUAUAAACAUCGAUACUACUAAUGGCGAUGCUUAUUUAGAAUACUCCUUAAAUAUGACAAAAUGCAUUGAGGCUAAUUUCAUGAAUAAUAUGAAAAAUGAAAUUAUAAUGGAAGGUUAUCUCACUAUACCAAAUGCUGAAGCAAAAUCGUUUGCUAUUACACCUAAUGGAAUCCAAAAUGGCUUCAGCGAUGGAGUUGAAAAACCAAAAAAGGGUCUUCCUACGGUUCACAGUCUUAUUUAUUUAUCUCCAGAAUCAAUGAAAAAAUACAAUUCUAGCUUGAACUUUUAUACAGAAUCGAAGCUCACCGAAGUUAUUAAAUUAAAUAACACAAUUUUCAAAGAAACGUCAUUGCAUGAAAUCAAGCCAGAUAAAUAUGAUAUAUAUUUAAAUAAAAAGAAAUUAUUAUCAAAUAAGGAUUUAAAAUUAGGUGGAGUAUAUACUAUCGUUGGUUACGACAUACCAGAAAUACAAAAAACGGAAAUAUCUAUUAUUACUAUAACACCUCCUAAUUCCAUGCACUUGAUGUGGAUGUUACCACAAUACAUUGUUAUAACCAUGGCAGAAGUAUUAUUUUCAAUAACUGGAUUAGAAUUUGCAUUUACACAAUCACCUCCCAGCAUGAAAUCUUUAAUGCAAUCUUCUUGGUUACUUACAGUAGCUUUCGGCAAUCUUAUUGUCGUUAUUAUUGCAGAGGUUAAAUUCUUCAGUAGGCAGGUUUACGAAUUCUUCCUAUUCGCAGGUUUGAUGCUUGUGUUCAUGAUAUUAUUUAGCAUAAUGACAUUGUUUUAUAAAUAUACGAAUGUACCUGAAACAGAUGGAGAAGAAAUCGUAUUGGAAGAAAAAAAUGGAACGAUUAAUCAAGCGUAUAAAGAUGACGAACAAUGAAACAUACAAAAAAUAAAUUUUUAAAAUAAUGAAACUUAUACUCGUCUUCAACUUUUAUGUUGAAUGAUAAAACAUAUCAAGAUGUAUAUAAGUAUAUGUAUAUAAGUAUAUGUAUAUAUACUAUAAGUAUAUAUGUCGUUACAUGAUGUUUUUGUUAGAAAGACCGUUGUGUUACAUGUUGCAUCAACAAUGGCGACGAUUACAAUCGUAUCUUUACAUAUAAUCGUAUAUAUUACGUAUAACGUAAUUUUUUGACAAACAAUGUGUAGGAAAAUUCUUUUCCCAAGAGGAAUAGGAAAAAUUAGAAAGAAAGUGAAUAUAUGAAAAUUAUUGAAAAA
Polistes canadensis is the source of this 2820-nucleotide messenger RNA. Its product is annotated as peptide transporter family 1. Bases 374 to 2482 code for a protein of 702 amino acids. The record is from RefSeq and is a predicted model, not a curated record. Gene Ontology annotation, molecular function: dipeptide transmembrane transporter activity. The transcript has 9 exons. Lineage: Eukaryota; Metazoa; Arthropoda; Insecta; Hymenoptera; Vespidae. Gene Ontology annotation, cellular component: membrane. Gene Ontology annotation, biological process: oligopeptide transport; transmembrane transport.